AUGGGCCUGGGCACUCAACUCGAAUUUUUCUUUACUGCUCGUGGCACCGAGUUGCAACGCACACCCUUAGGGAUGCUCAGGUCAUUGCUCAACCAACUCUUUCUCUACGAUGCGACCGUGCGUCCUUUAGUGCGUGCGGCAUAUAAUAGACGACAUGAGAAGUUUGCGGGUGGCGAGCACAAUUCGGAAUGGCCACAGAAGCUGCUAGAGGAGUUACUAGAAAAGGCAAUCCUGAUGUCGGCCACUCACCAGCAAGUGACUAUUCUCGUGGAUGCUCUGGACGAGACUGGCCAGUUUUCUGCGCAGCAGCUGGCAGAUUAUUUCCACCAGCUUAAUCGUUCUGCGCGUCGUGCUCGGGUUACCCUGAAAAUAUGCUUCUCGUGCAGACACUAUCCAAUUGUGGACAGUGACGAGACCAUUGAGAUAACGGUCGAGCAUCAUAAUUUCAUGGACAUCGCCUCCUACGUCAGGGACAAACUUCCUUGUCGAGUUCGUGACCAAGAUGCCUGGCGAAGCUUGGCAAACGAACUGAUCAAGCAGGCAAAUGGGGUAUUCCAAUGGGUCCAUAUCAUCAUGCCUACCAUCCAGCGGAAGAUUCUUCAUCAGCAUUCGGCUGAAGAUAUCCGUAAAUGGUCACGUACGGUGCCGAGCGAGCUUGAAGAAAUGUAUCUGGACACACUGGAACGUGUCAUGACAAUUGAAAAUCCGCAAGAAGUGUUCUUGUUCUUUCAGUGGCUAUGCGCGGCCGAGCGACCCCUUAGCAAAACAGAAAUGCGGUAUGCCUUGACGACGAAACAUGCCACAAUACCAUCAAGCCAGCCAUGGGAGCAGAUAGGCGGAUUUAUCAGAUACGACGAGGACAUGGAUUUCAAGAUCCAAGCGCUUUCUGGUGGACUGGCCGAAAUAGGCUUCUACCGCGAGGAUACUGCCGUACUGGUAGUCCACCAAACAGUCCAUGACUUUUUGCGUAACAAGGGACUGCUUCACCUGAGGUCAAAGGUUGUCGAUAAAAGCGCGCCAACCAUUGAAAGCAAAGAAAUGAUUCUUCAAUGCCAUGCGACGCUCUACCAAUCAUGUUUGGUCUAUUUUACCAGAGAGGCUCUUCCCGAACAUGAGAAAGGCAAGGGUUUUUCGCAAGUACCAUUUCUUUUUUAUGCAACCACGAAUCUUUUUGUGCAUGCAGAAAAGGCUGGAUCGUCUCGAACGAUCGUCAAUCUUUUCAGUCAUGCAGAAGUGCACAAAUGCCCUCAUUCACAUGUGCUACAUGAUGAAGUGCAGACACUGUGGGAGCUUCUUGACCGAUGGCUCAAUAUCUCAAAGAUGGUCAGGGUAGUCAAUCAGCAUCUGGGAUGGAUAGACCGGGAAGAGUAUUACCGUUACGGAAGAAUAGGAGACCGAGAAGAGCAUUACCGAUACGGAACGACGCUGUUCCAUAUGGCAGCAGCUGCGAACAUGGUCGAUGUUUUGGAUUACCUGAUCCGAAACAAUGAGGACAUCGAUCAGACAGAUAUAGCAGAGCAGUCAGCUUUUCAUUUAGCGGCGCGACGCGGUCAUAUGAAAGUGGCUCAAAUGCUCAAGAAGAAGGGGGCAGAAUAUGACAGAAAGAGUAUCCCCGGAGGGACACCGCUAGAGGAAGCAGCAGAACAUGGACAUGCGGAAUUCGUCGAAUGGCUUCUGAACAACGGAUUUACCAUCGAGACAAGAUCAAGAAAAGCCGGAAGCGCUUUGCUGGCCGCUUCGUUAAGCCGCCGUAGAGAUACGGUGAAUUUCCUGAUCCGAGCCGGGGCCGAUGUCAACACUCAGGGUGGUAGAUACGGUACCGCCCUACAGGCCGCUGCAUCGACGGGGAGCGCCGAGGUGGUGUGGAUACUAAUGAAGGCCGGGGCCAAGAUCAAUACCCAAGGUGGUGAAUACGGCAAUGCCCUACAGGCCGCUUCAUGGGCAGGGGGCGCCGAGGUGGUGCGGAUGCUAAUAAAGGCCGGGGCCGAAAUCAAUGCCCAGGGUGGUAAAUACGGCAAUGCCCUGCAGGCCGCUGCAUCAAUGCGGCGCGGUGAUGUGAUGCAGCUGUUAAUCGACGCUGAGGCCAAUGUGAAUGCCCAGAGUGGUAGCCAUGGCAGCGCCCUACAGGCCGCUGGUGGUGAAUACGGCAACGCCUUACAGAUCGCUGCAUGGCUGGGGAGCGCCGAGUUGGUGCGGAUACUAAUCAACGCCGGGGCCGAUGUCAAUACCCAGGGUGGUAAAUACGGGAACGCCCUGAAGGCCGCUGCAGCAGGGCAGGGGGACACCGGCGUUGUGCAGAUACUACUCAAAGCCGGGGCCAAGGCCAUUACCCAGGGUGGUGAAUAUGGCAACGCCAUGCAGGCCGCUGCAUCCAAGGGGGACGCCGAGAUGGUGCGGCAGCUGCUCAACGCCGGGGACCUGAUACCUACUCCUAUAAAGAAGCCAGAAAUGACCAUGAGAAAACGGGGUCUUGAACAGGUUAUCAUGAGUCUGGCUGGUGAUAGAGUGUUGUGGUCAGCGAACUAG
This is a messenger RNA of Penicillium mononematosum, 2526 nucleotides long. Its product is annotated as ankyrin repeat domain-containing protein. The transcript has 2 exons. NCBI's taxonomy places the organism in Eukaryota, Fungi, Ascomycota, Eurotiomycetes, Eurotiales, Aspergillaceae. The coding region runs from base 1 to 2526 and encodes 841 amino acids. The record is from RefSeq and is a predicted model, not a curated record. Gene Ontology annotation, molecular function: protein binding.